Guillardia theta CCMP2712 is the source of this 2811-nucleotide messenger RNA. RefSeq lists its product as hypothetical. NCBI's taxonomy places the organism in Eukaryota, Cryptophyceae, Pyrenomonadales, Geminigeraceae. The transcript has 13 exons. The record is from RefSeq and is a predicted model, not a curated record. Bases 1 to 2793 code for a protein of 930 amino acids.
AUGGAAGGCGGUGGGAGGAGGAGGAGGUUCGAGGGCCUGGAGGCGCAGGCAAAAGAGUUAGAGCAGCAGAUGAGGGGCAGACAUGGUGUAGGACAAGAUAUGCGACCCCACAAGCCUCUCGAUGCUGGCGGCAGGGUCGCCGACCAAGUCCAGAUCUACCUGAGAGGAGACGGAAGCACCAGUGUAGGGGCAGGGUCAGGGUUGCAGGGUGCAGGGCAGGCUGUCGUCAUGGCGGAACUGCACACCCUGCGACACAUGCUGUCAGAAGCCUCUGCUGUCAUGAACGAGAGUGCUCAGAGAUCAGACCGACUGGAAGAUGAGCUUGGAAAGUGUUAUGAAGACCUCCGGGUCAGCCGUCAAUCGGAGGAGGCGUCGGAGAUUGCGUUGAAAGUUCAGACAGAGCUGGUGGAGAAGAGCAACGCGCAGAUCAAGCAGCUGACCGAAGAGCUUCGACAAGUGAGAGAAUCUCAAAACGAAUGGCGAAGUAAGUGUGAGGAAUAUCGACUCAAGCUAGAACAGCUAAGCGGGUCGGGGGACAUCGAAUCGAUGCGCGAACAACUGAUGCAGCUUAAGGCACAGAACAACGAGUACAACAGAUUGAGACUGCUGGACGCAGAGAAAAUUGCUACUCAACAAGCAGCGAUUGAGCGGCUGGACGAGCUAGAGGAUAAACUGAACGGAAAGGAGCGAAGUCUGAGAGAGUCUAAGCAGGAGGCGGACAAUUGGAGAGCUAAGGCAGAAGCUUUCUCGGCAGAGCUGUUGGCAUGGAGAUCGAAAAGCGAAUCGUGGGAAUCGACGAAGGCCUCGAGCGUCAAGUCUCUGCAAGCAGAACGAGACAGGCUGCAAGUUGAGUGGCAGCUGAUGCGCGAGUCUCUUCAGAGUGCUGAGGCAACUCUGGCCGUGCAGACAGCCGCUGUGCAGAGACUCGAGGCAGAGCUUACGGAGGAGAAGCAGAGGAAUAGAGACGGCUACAGGGCGCUCGAGAGCUGGGAAGAGAAAGAGAACUCGUGGAAGAGAGAAAUACUUGCCAUUAGAACUAGGAUGGAGGACGAGAUUAGCUCACGUAAAGAGAAAAUCGACCAGCUUCACAAGACUGUUGAGCGGCUGGAGGAGGAGAGAGAUGAGCUGGGAAAGACUCUGAGCAGCGCGGAGGCUUCUCUUGCUGUACAAACAGCAGCGGCGCUGGCGGAAGUGAAGUCACUUCAGAUUCAACUCGAUGACGCGAGAAAGAAGAAGGACGAGACGCUACGAAGCCUGCACGAGAGCACCGACACCUUUGAAACAACCAUCAACGACUUGCGAAAGGCUUACGGGGAGUCAGAGUCACGUGGAAAGAUGUACAUGAACGAGAACGAGAAACUACAGAAGGAGCUGGAGGUGCUGCGAGACUCGAUGAAGGACCUAGAAGCGAUGAAGAAGGACUACGAGAGGAUGCGAUACGAGCUUGUUGCCUUAAAAAGCGCCGGGAUGAAUGGAAACAAUUCAGCCAAUGGCUUCAAGCAGAUCCAAGAUGAAAGAGACCGCAUUCUUCGGGAGCUUGAGAUUUUGCGACCCAAGUAUGAAGAGAUGAAGGCGGAGACGGAGGCAUGCAAGGCAAUCAACAAGCGGCUCGAGGCAGAUGUGCAGCAGCUGAACAUCAAGUUGGGAGAGUCGGAGGGAAGAGCAGAGAAGUUCCAUGGGGAGGCGCAAGGUUAUAAAUCUGAGGUGGCAAGUUUAAGGAUGCAGCUGGAAGAUGCGGUAGCUCGGAGUGAGCAUGCAAUAGCAACGCUGAGAGAAGAAAGAGACAUCCUGCACUCUGAGCUUGAAAGACUGCGAAAUUCAUUGCAGGUAAAGGCAGCCAGUGCGGAGGUGACAGCAGGGAUGCAAUCAGUGGCGAAGCUCUCCAACGUGGACGCUAGGACUGUCUCUUCUCAGGUCCGGGUAUACGGCGAUGCCCAUACCUUGCAGGGGCAGCUCCAUCAGCAAAUGGAUGUCUUCCGCCAGCAGACAGCCCAGCUGCGUGGCAGCUCGGCCCGCCCCCGGAUGGUGUAUGAUGAAUUCCGUCCUGCAGCUGGGAAGCCAAGGAGACGAGCGGGGGGGCGACCGGACGGAGGAUCCUUGGCCUUGGGAGGGCAGGCAGUUGCGGGAAACCUUGCAGGGGCGCUGGUGAGGAGCAGAAAUUCCAACCUUCAGUCGUCGCAUGCUGACGGCGGGGGAAAACCUUUCUGGGAUGAGGAGAGGAGGACUCGAACGCAAAGCACUCAUCGUCCCAGCAGCGCCAACUAUCAUCCUCCUCCUCCUCGUCUCACAGGCAAAGACUUCAGGAAGUAUGAGGACAUCAGUCUCGUCGAAGAAGCAGCCGAGUGGCUUGCGGCACAGAGUGUGAGGGUUGUUUCUUCAGCGGGGGAGACAUGGUUGCAUGCCAUCAGAAGCGGAUCUGAGGGCGGCAGGGAUGAGCGGAGUGAGUUGGGCUCGCGCGUCCUGGUUGCUGACGCCGUCAUGCACUAUCACGGGGGGAUCGAGGCGGUGGCAACGAGGCUGUCGAUGCAGAUCCAUCAUUCCACUCGGAGCGCUGCCAUAGGUCAUGGCGUUGUCAACGAUCCGUCGCACUGGAACAAGUUCAGUCACGUUCGCCAAGCGGUGCUCGAGCUGGCAGAGGCUCUCUGCUCACCAGACACGAUGCCAUCCUAUGCUGCCAUGCGAGCGUCUGGCUUCCGGGGUCUGGCCGAUGCAGUGCGAUCCAAGUACGGGGGACUUAAGGGCGUGGCAGAGACUCUUGGACUUCAGCUGUCGUCCGCUUUUGCUGAAUUGUAAUGAAGGAAACGAAGCUAA